UACAUAUGCAUUUCCGUCCCUUGUUUCUUGCAUACUCACGCGCAUCUAUCGUUUUCGCAAAUUGAGAAUUUGUCGAUUUCGCUUUACAUUCUUUUCUAUUGUUUCACUUGGAAUGCUUGUUUGAAUCUUGUCUUGUACAGUGCAUGUGUGGCAGGGUUUCUAAAAAAGUGUCCUCGCAGGAUCUUGAAGCCCUCAAUUCAAUUUUGUUUUUGAACUGCAACAUCUACCAAAGCAAGAAUGACUACCGUGUCGAUUACUGAUAUCCAGGUCUUGCCUUUAGAGGUCAAGGUAAGGAAGCUUCUGUAAGAUGCGUCUAGUGGAUUUGAAGCUAAUAACUCACAGAUCGCAGACCGCAUCGCGGAAAGUAAUGGCAGUAUUCAGUUUGUGUCCCAACUCAAGUAUCAAUCCCCUCAACUAACAUCUUAUAGACCCUUCGAGAGCCCCCCAACAAGCGACACCCUAACAAUCAUCCAAUACACCCCCGAACUACGCUCCCUCAUCGGCCCCUCACCCACCCACUCCCUCCUCCUCUCCACGCUGACCACCAGCAAAAACCCCUUCUUCCACGAAGCCUGCGUCUACCUCCCGCGCACCGACGAGCUCUACCUCACCUCCAACCUCCUCCAAUCCUCCUCUGCCUCCCUCUACCCCACGAUCCUCAUCUCGCGCCUCAGACUCACCCGCUCCCCCUCCUCCCUCCUGCCCAACACCAUCGCCAAACUCGACUGGGCCAAGCUCCGUCCGCCCCCCGGCAUCGACAUGCCCAACGGCGGAACCGCGUACCGCGAAGGCAUCCUCUUCUGCGCGCAGGGCUCUGUGGUUCCGGGCACGGGGGGGAUCUACUACAUGCCGCGUACGGCGCCGCCGCAGGCGCUGGUCAAGGGGUGGUAUGGACGCGAGUUUAAUAGUGUGAAUGAUGUGGUUGUCACGCGUGAUGGGGGGAUCUGGUUUACGGACCCGUGUUACGGGUUUGAGCAGGGCUUUCGGAGGAGGCCUGAGUUGCCGAAUCAGGUUUAUCGGUUUGAACCGAGCACGGGGGAGUGUAGGGUUGUUGCCGGGGAGUGGGAGAGGUGUUGUGGGAUUUGUUUUAGUCCCGAUGAGAGACGGUGUUAUGUCACGGAUACGGGGAUGGUGCAUGGUGACGGCACAAGGGAUUUGAUGAGGCCGGCGACUAUCUAUGUUUUUGAUGUUGUGUAUGAGGGGGGCCAGCCGUUCUUAAAGGGCAGGAGGACUUUCGCGUUCCCGACGAGGGGCGUGCCGGAUGGUGUGAGGUGUGAUGAACAAGGUAAUGUGUAUGCGGGGACGGGUGCGGGGCUGGAGAUUUGGAAUGAGGGAGGUUGUUUACUGGGCAGGAUUGAUGUCCCUGGUGGGAAGGGCAUUGCGAAUUUUGGGUUUGGGAAGGAGGGAGAGAUAUUCUUGUGUGGCGAGCAGAGGUUGUGGGUUGUGCAUUUGGAUGGGGGGAAGGUGGAGGAGAGGAGGAGGGUGGAAGAAGAGGAGAGAAGGAGGGUGGAGAGGGAGAGGGAGGAAGAGGCGGAACGACGGAGGGUGAUGGAGGAGAGUGAGGUGGAUUGA
Molecule: messenger RNA, 1572 nt
Organism: Hymenoscyphus albidus
Lineage: Eukaryota; Fungi; Ascomycota; Leotiomycetes; Helotiales; Helotiaceae
Source: the annotation of a GenBank genome assembly